Molecule: messenger RNA, 5376 nt
Organism: Penaeus indicus
Lineage: Eukaryota; Metazoa; Arthropoda; Malacostraca; Decapoda; Penaeidae
Product: mucin-2-like
Exons: 5
Coding region: 1-5055 (1684 amino acids)
Source: RefSeq, a predicted model, not a curated record
AUGGAAAAGCUUGGCCGGUGUUUCCAUUGGCCACGCAAGUACGCGAGACCUCACCGCGCGAGACACCUUCGCCUGUCCACCCCAAUCACCUUUCAUCGCCUAAGGCCUAAGUCCAUGUGCUUCUCCAUCACAGCCUCCACGACGGCGGAAACCACGAUGGCCACGGAGCCUCCGACAACCACCUCAGGAAGUACCUCAACGCCUACACCCACAACCACGGUCGAAAUUACAACUGGCUCAACAGUUUCUGAUACGACUCUACCUACAACAACCGAAAUUACAACAACUGCAGGUAUCACAACUACAGGAUCUACAGUUACAACAACAGCUGGGCCUACGCCCAUAGCUGGACCUACAACAACAGGUGAACCUACAACAACAGCCGGACCUACAACAACAGCUGCACCUACAACAACAGCUGGACCUACCACAGCUGGGCCUACUACAACAGCUGGACUUAAAACAACAACUGGACCUACACCUACAGCUGAACCUACAACAACAGCUGGACCUACACCUACAGUUGGACCUACAACAACAGCUGGACCUACAACAGGUGAACCUACAACCACAGCUGGACCUACAACAACAGCUAGACCUACAACAACAGGUGAACCUACAACCACAGCUGGACCUACAACAACAGCUGAACCUACAACAGCUGUGCCAACUACAACAGCUGGACCUACACCUACAGCUGGACCUACAACAACAGCUGGACCUACACCUACAGCUGGACCUACAACAACAGCUGGACCUACAACAACAGCUGGACCUACAACAACAGCUGCACCUACAACGGCUGGACCAACAACAACAGGUGAACCCACAACAGCUGCACCUACAACAACAGCUGGACCUACACCUACAGCUGGACCUACAACAACAGCUGCACCUACAACAACAGCUGGACCUACACCUACAGCUGGACCUACAACAACAGCUGCACCUACAACAACAGCUGGACCUACACCUACAGCUGGACUUACAACUACAGCUGCACCUACAACAACAGCUGGACCUGGACCUACAACAACAGUUGGACCUACAGCAACAGCUGAACCUACAACAGCUGUGCUAACUACAACAGUUGGACCUACACCUACAACUGGACCUACAACAACAGCUGGACCUACAACAACAGCUGGACCUACAUCUACAGCUGAACCUACAACAACAGGUGAACCUACAACAGCAGGUGAACCUACAACAGCAGCUGCACCUACAACAACAGCUGGACCUACACCUACAUCUGAACCUACAACAACAGCUGGACCUACUACAACUGGACCUACAACAACAGCUGCACCUACAACAGCUGAACCUACAACAACAGCUGGACUUACAACAACAGCUGGACCUACAACAACAGCUGGACCUACAACAACUGGACCUACGACAACAGCUGCACCUACAACAACUGGACCUACAACAACAGCUACAGCUGGACCUACAACAACUGAACCUACAACAACAGCUGCACCUACAACAACAGCUGCACCUACAACAACAGCUGCACCUACAAUAACAGCUGGACCUACACCUACAGCUGGACCUACAACAACAGCAGGACCUACAACAACUGGACCUACGACAACAGCUGGACCUACAACAACAGCUGGACAAACAACAACAGGUGAACCUACAACAACAGCCGGACCUACACCUACAGUUGGACCUACAACAACAGCUGGACCUACAACAACAGCUGGACCUACACCUACAGCUGAACCUACAACAAUAGCUGGACCUACAACAACUGGACCUACAACAACAGCUGGACCUACAACAACAGCUGGACCUACACCUACAGCUGAACCUACAACAACAGGUGAACCUACAACAACAGUUGGACCUACAACAACUGGACCUACACCUACAUCUAAACCUACACCUACAGCUGGACCUACAACAACAGCUGGACCUACAACAACUGGACCUACGACAACAGCUGGACCUACAACAACAGCUGGACCAACAACAACAGGUGAACCUACAACAACAGUCGGAUCUACACCUACAGUUGGACCUACAACAACAGCUGGACCUACUACAACUGAACCUACAACAACAGCUGCACCAACAACAACAGCUGGACCUACAACAACUGGACCUGCAACAACUGGACCUACACCUACAUUUGAACUUACAACAGCUGGACCUACAACAAUAGCUGGAUCAACUACAACAGUUGGACCUACAUCUACAGCUGGACCUACAACAACAGCUGGACCUACAACUGGACCUACGACAACAGCUGUAACUACAACAGCUGGACCUACAACAGCUGGUCCAACUACAACAGUUGGACCUACACCUACAUCUGAACCUACAACAACAGCUGCAACAGCUGGACUUAUACCUACAGCUGAACCUACAAUAACAGGUGAACCUACAACAACAGCUGGACCUACUACAACUGGACCUACAACAACAGCUGGACCUACAACAACAGCUGGACCUACAACAGCUGGACCUACACCUACAUUUGAACCUACAACAGCUAGACCUACAACAAUAGCUGGACCAACUACAACAGUUGGACCUACAUCUACAGCUGGACCUACACCUACAGCUAGACCUACAACAAUAAGUGAACCUACAACCACAGCUGGAACUACAACAGCUGGACCUACAACAGCUGCUGGACCUACAACAACAGCUAGACCUACACCUACAGCUGAACCUACAACAACAGCUGGACCUACACCUACAGCUGGACCUACAACAACAGCUGGACCUACAACAAUACCUGGACCUACAACAGGUGAACCUACAACAACAGGUGAACCUACAACAACAGCUGGACCUACAACAACAGGUGAACCUACAAUAACAGCUGGACCUACACCUACAUCUGAACCUACGACAACAGCUGGACCUACACCUACAUCUGAACCUACGACAACAGCUGGACCUACGCCUACAAUUGGACCUACACCUACAGUUGAACCUACAACAGGUGGACCUACAACAGGUGAACCUACAACACUCACACCUACAUCGACAGCUGGACCUACAACAACAGCUGCACCCACACCUACAGCUAGACCUACAACAACAGCUGAACCUACUACAGCUAGACCUUUAACAACAGUAGAGCCUACAUCAACACUUGCGCCUACAUCAACAUCUGGGCCUACAACAACAGCUGGACCAACACCUACAGAUGUACAAACAACUGUUGGACCUACAACUGGUGAACUUUUAACAACACUUGCACUUACACCAACAGCUGGACCUACACCUACAGCUGAACCUUUAACAACAGUAGAACCUACAACAUUUGCACCUGCAUCAAUAUCUGAACUUCUAACAACAGCUGGACCUACAACAACAGAUGCACCUACACCUACAGAAGGACUUACAACAAUACCUACAACAGCUAGACCUACACCUACAGCUGAAUCUACAACAACAACUGCACCUACAUCUACAGAUGGACCUACUACAACAGUUGGACCAACAACAGAACCUACAGCUACAGAUGAACUUGUAACAGCUGCACCUACAGUGACACCUACACCUAUACCUACAGCUGGACCUACACCCACAGCUGGACCUACAACAACAGCUGAACCUACAACAACAGCUGGACCGACAACAGGUAGACUUACAACAACAGCUGGACCUACAACAACAGGUGAACCUACAACAACAGCUGGGCCUACUACAACAACUGGACCUACAACAGCUGGACCUACAACAACAGCUGGACCUACACCUACAGCUGGACCUACAACAACAGCUGGACCUACACCCACAGUUGGACCUACAACAACAGCUGGACCUACACCUACAGCUGGACCUACACCUACAGUUGGACCUACAACAGGUGGACCUAUAACAACAGCUGGAUCUACAACAACAGCUGGACCUACACCUACAGCUGGACCUACAACAACAGCUGCUCCUACACCUACAGUUGGACCUACUACAACAGGUGGACCUAUAACAACAGCUGAACCUACAACAGCUGGACCGACAACAACAGCUGGACCUACAUCUACAGUCGGACCUACACCUACAGUUGGACCUACUACAACAGGUGGACCUAUAACAACAGCUGAACCUACAACAGCUGAACCUACACCUACAGUUGGACCUACUACAACAGCUGGACCGACAACAACAGUUGGACCUACAACAACAGCUGGACCUACACCUACAGCUGGAUCUACAACAACAACUGGACCUACACCCACAGCUGGACUUACAACAACAGCUGGACCUACACCUACAGCUGGACCUACAACAACAGCUGGACCUACACCUACAGUUGGACCUACAACAAUAGGUGGACCUACAACGACAGCUGGACCUACAACAACAGCUGGUCCUACACCUACAGUUGGACCUACUGUAACAGGUGAAACUAUAACAACAGCUGGACCGACAACAACAGCUGGACCUACACCUACAGCUGGACCUACAACAACAGCUGGACCUACACCUACAGUUGGACCUACUACAACAGGUGGACCUAUAACAACAGCUGAACCUACAACAGCUGGACCUACACCGACAACAACAGCUGGACCUACACCUACAGUUGGACCUACAACAACAGGUGAACCUACACCCACAGUUGGACCUACUACAACAGGUGGACCUAUAACAACAGCUGAACCUAAAACAGCUGGACCGACAACAACAGCUGGACUGACAACAACAGCUGGACCGACAACAACAGCUGGACUGACAACAACAGCUGGACCGACAACAACAGCUGGACCAACACCUACAGUUGGACCUACUACAACAGGUGGACCUAUAACAACAGCUGAACCUACAACAGCUGGACCUACAACAACAACUGGACCUACACCUACAGUUGGACCAACAACAACAGGUGAACCUACACCCACAGUUGGAGCUACAACAACAGCUGAACCUACAAAAACACCUAAACCUACAAUAACACCUGGACCUACGUCAACGAUCCGACCUAUAACAACAGGGACAGCUGGACUUACGACAGCUGGGCCUACAGGUAUAGAUACUAUACACUUUGAACAUACAGCACCAGCUAGAUCUACAACGACAAUUACAUAAGGAGCAUAAACAUAUAUUCGACUUACUAGUAGUAACAACAGGUUGACCUUUGCGACAAAAAAAUACUUUUUUGACAUCAAUGCCAAGACUUUUAAAGUAUUGUGUCAAAUCAGUAUCUGGACGGACGUUACUGCAGGGAAUACAGUAAGAAUUCUAAUGAUACUAUCAACAAUAAUAGCAAUAACGACAAUAAUAAUAAUGAUAAUGAUAAUGAAAAUAAUCUUAAAAUUGUUAUAAGUAAUGAUAGUGAUAGUAAGUAAUAAUAAUAAUAAUAAUAAUAAUAAUAAUAAUAAUAAUAAUGCUACUGAUAAUAAGAAUAAU